Messenger RNA from Eucalyptus grandis, 838 nucleotides. Its product is annotated as ferredoxin, root R-B2. Gene Ontology annotation, cellular component: plastid. Lineage: Eukaryota; Viridiplantae; Streptophyta; Magnoliopsida; Myrtales; Myrtaceae. The transcript has 2 exons. The record is from RefSeq and is a predicted model, not a curated record. Gene Ontology annotation, biological process: electron transport chain. Bases 145 to 597 code for a protein of 150 amino acids. Gene Ontology annotation, molecular function: 2 iron, 2 sulfur cluster binding; electron transfer activity.
CGAGCGCGGGGGAGGUGGUCUGUCCCGCAGGUGCAGAAUAUAAAAACCGGGGUGGGGGGCUAACACGGACGCCACCUUCCUCUCUCCUCCUAGAAACCCUACCACACUCCUCCACCUCUUCCUCUCUCCAUCUCGCUGCUAAAGAUGUCGACUGUGUCUCUGUCCUCCCCCUGCAUGGUAAGAGUCGCACCACCAAAGCGGAUCAACAGCGCCAUCAUCAAGAACCCAUUUUCACUUGGAUCCGUGAAUAGCGUCUCAAAGUCAUUCCGCUUGAAGUCAUCCCCUGGUUUUAGAGCAUCUAUGGCCGUGUACAAGAUUAAGCUCAUCGGACCCAACGGCGAAGAAAAUGAGUUUGAAGCUCCUGAUGAUACGUACAUUCUCGACUCCGCUGAAAACGCUGGGGUUGAGCUGCCUUAUUCAUGCAGGGCUGGAGCUUGCUCUACUUGCGCUGGGCAGAUGGUGAGCGGUACAGUGGAUCAGAGUGACGGCUCUUUCCUUGAUGAGAACCAAAUGAAAGAGGGUUAUCUACUAACCUGCGUAUCAUACCCGACUUCCGAUUGUGUGAUUCACACCCACAAGGAAAGUGAACUGUACUGAAUGUUGUUGCGUCCGGAUCGAAGUAGGGCUUGCUCAUGUCGUUUGUAGCUUUUGGCAGCAGGGGGAUGAUCAUGAUGAUGGCUAUAAGGAACUCUUGGUUGUCGCAUGUAGUUUUCUGGUGUAUGCUCUUUGUUUUGUUUUGUUCUGUCGGAGAUUGUGUUGCAUGCUUUCUGCAAUAACCUUCCCUGAAGAUAAUGGAAGACCUUGCUCAGGCUCUCCUGUCUGAUCAUUUUAUUACUCA